GGAAGUGACUUGGUUGCAGAUGGCACAGCUGGUGGGUGGCAGCCAGUGCCCUUCCUGCCCAGAAGAUGCCAGGAAAAUCUGUGCCCGGGAAGGGCGGUCUGGCACCUGAGGGCCCCGCCUGACCAGCCCUUCUCAGCAGCAGGAGCUGGGUGGGAGUCACCUUAUGCCAGAGACGCCCCAGCAGUGCCAUCCACCUCCUGGGCUGAGGAGUAACCCCAAGAGGCUCUGCCCGGGGUGUGGGGCCUGGCACCCAGUCCUGCCUGGCAGAGCCUGGAGAGAAGUGAGCCGUGGUUGGUGGAGGAGUUGCUGCAGCCCGGCGCGUUCUCAGCCCGGCUCUUUGUCUGCCGCUUUGUGAUGGGCCGCUGGCCUAGAAAUGGCCUCAAAUGGAAGCUGCGACCGGAUCCUGGUGGAGGUUUUGGAGCUAGGCUAGAGAUGAGGAGUCCAGGGUUCAGUGUGCACGUGCUGCUCCUGCACUAGGGCCGAAGCAAUGCGAGUGCUAGCGACCGAGGCAAGGAGGUGACGCGCAGGGGACUUAAGGAGCGGAGCGCCGCGGGAGGACGCGCCCAGGUCAGGGGGACUCCUUCUGCGACCCCCACACUGGGUCUCCGGCCCACGCGUGGCCCGUCUGGUCUGCGGAGCUGGCGCCGGGGCCGCCAGAGGGCGCCCGGGGCGGAGGAGGGGGCGGGAGCCGGGGAAGCCCGGGGAGGUGGUGGCAGAGCCGGCGCCGCCCCGCGGGGUCUGCGGCUCAGGUCUUAACGGUCGGCUGCAUGGGCCGGGGAAUCCGGAUUCCGGGGGUUCAACGCCCAGGGGUUCCAUGAGCCCCUACUGUUCUCGGAUGCCUGGCCGGCCCCGACGCACUCGUCCCAGCACCCCUCCCCCGUCCCCAUCCUCCAGCCCCUCCCCCGUCGCCCCUCCGGGGUCCAGCCGGGCGGGGCCGCUCCAGGGUCGCGGCUGGCGCGGGUCCCCGGGCCCUGGCCCUCCGGUACCCCAGGCCAAGGACAGAAAACUUGAGCAUCCACGCGCAGGGGUGGGGAGGGGAAUCCCACUCUGGGGGUGCACUGCCCCGCCCUCUCCGGGUCUGCCUCGGCCCCGCCUGGGCCCCAAGCCCCGCCCCCUCCCCUCGGCCGGCCGGAGAGCCCCGGGGGCCGCCGCAGCCGCCCAAGCGCCCGCCAUGCGCGCUGCCCCCGCCGCGCCGCUGCUCCAGCUGCUGCUCCUGCUGGGGCUGUGGCUGGAGGCUGCAGGCGUUGCAGAGUCGCCGCUGCCCGCCGUGGUCCUUGCCAUCCUGGCCCGCAAUGCCGAACACUCGCUGCCCCACUACCUGGGCGCGCUGGAGCGGCUGGACUACCCCCGGGCCAGGAUGGCCCUCUGGGACUCGCAAAGCAUGGUUUGGUCCUUAUUACAACCUGGGGGUGGAAGAAAGCAGCAGCUCUUCUGUCUAGUCCCCAUUCAGAGAGGGACAGGAGCUGGCCUGUGGUCACACAGCCACAGGUCACACAGGUGUGCCACGGACCACAAUGUGGACAACACCACAGAGAUGCUGCAGGAGUGGCUGGCAGCUGUGGGCGAUGACUAUGCCGCUGUGGUCUGGAGGCCCGAGGGGGAGCCCAGGUUCUACCCAGAUGAAGAGGGUCCCAAGCACUGGACCAAAGAAAGGCACCAGUUUCUGAUGGAGCUGAAGCAGGAAGCCCUCACCUUUGCCAGGGACUGGGGGGCUGACUAUAUCCUGUUUGCAGACACAGACAACAUUCUGACCAACAACCAGACUCUGCGGCUUCUCAUGGGGCAGGGGCUUCCAGUGGUGGCCCCAAUGCUGGACUCCCAGACCUACUACUCCAACUUCUGGUGUGGGAUCACCCCCCAGGGCUACUACCGCCGCACAGCCGAGUACUUCCCCACCAAGAACCGUCAGCGUCGGGGCUGCUUCCGCGUCCCCAUGGUCCACUCCACCUUCCUGGUAUCCCUGCGGGCUGAAGGGGCAGACCAGCUUGCCUUCUACCCCCCACAUCCCAACUACACUUGGCCUUUCGAUGACAUCAUUGUCUUCGCCUAUGCCUGCCAGGCUGCUGGUGGGGAAACUGAGUCCCAGAGAAGACCAACACGUUGGCCUGUCUCUGCAGGGAUCUCAGUCCACGUGUGCAAUGAGCACCGUUAUGGGUACAUCAAUGUGCCCGUGAAAUCCCACCAGGGGCUGGAAGACGAGAGGGUCAACUUCAUCCACCUGAUCUUAGAAGCACUAGUGGACGGCCCCCCCAUGCAGGCCUCAGCUCAUGUGACUCGGCCCUCCAAGAGGCCCAGCAAGUUAGGGUUUGAUGAGGUUUUUGUCAUCAGCCUGGCUCGCAGGCCUGACCGUCGAGAACGCAUGCUCGCCUCGCUCUGGGAGAUGGAGAUCUCUGGGCGGGUGGUGGACGCUGUGGACGGCCGGAUGCUCAACAGCAGUGCCAUCAGGAGCCUCGGCGUAGACCUGCUCCCGGGCUAUCAGGACCCCUACUCAGGACGCACCCUGACCAAGGGCGAGGUGGGCUGCUUCCUCAGCCAUUACUCCAUCUGGGAAGAGGUGGUUGCGAGGGGCCUGUCCCAGGUCCUGGUGUUUGAGGAUGACGUGCGCUUUGAGAGCAACUUCAGGGGGAGGCUGGAGCAGCUGAUGGAGGACGUGGAGGCAGAGAAACUGCCAUGGGACCUGAUCUACCUCGGGCGGAAGCAGGUGAACCCUGAGAAGGAGGCAGCCGUGGAGGGGCUGCCGGGCCUGGUGGUGGCCGGGUACUCCUACUGGACGCUGGCCUAUGCCCUGAGCCUGGCGGGCGCCCGUAAGCUGCUGGCCUCGCAGCCUCUGCGCCGCAUGCUGCCUGUGGACGAGUUCCUGCCCAUCAUGUUCGACCAGCACCCCAACGAGCAGUACAAGGCACACUUCUGGCCAAGGGACCUGGUGGCCUUCUCCGCCCGGCCCCUGCUUGCUGCCCCUACCCACUAUGCCGGGGACGCCGAGUGGCUCAGUGACACGGAGACUUCCUCUCCAUGGGAUGACGACAGCGGCCACCUCAUUAGCUGGAGUGGCUCCCAAAAGACCCUGCGCAGCCCUCGCCUGGACAUGGCUGGCAGCAGUGGGCACAGCCUCCAACCCCAGCCUCGAGAUGAGCUCUAGGUCCAGGUGAUGACUGCAAAGGAGUGCCCAGGAGCAGGCCACUACUCCCCAGAGAGCAGAGAAGGAGGUUGUUGGCAGGGACCACAGUCAGACCUGGCCACCACCUUGGGCAUGGCCACUCUGCCCUCUGGACCUGUCUUUCGUCUGGAGAAACCACUGAGAGAUGGAUCCCAUUCCCUAAUGGUCUCACAGCAAAGGAACAGGACUUCCAGGCCCCUUGACCCUGCCUGGCCUGAUUCAGGGCCUGGUGGCCCCCAGCCUUCUGUUUCAAGCUGGGCAUACCCCAGGCGCCCUUCCCUCCCUAAGGACUCAGCUGAGGGACCCCUCUGCCCCCUUCUACCUCCACCUCAGCACCCUCCCCCAGCUUGAUGUUUAGGUCUCCCCAGCACCCUCCUCCCUGGCCGGUGCAAAGUACAGGGAGGUAGAGGAGGACCCUUGCAGACCUGUUGCCCAGCACACAGUAGGCCCUCAAUAAAAGCCAUUUGCACUUUAAAUAUA
Molecule: messenger RNA, 3637 nt
Organism: Rhinopithecus roxellana (golden snub-nosed monkey)
Lineage: Eukaryota; Metazoa; Chordata; Mammalia; Primates; Cercopithecidae
Gene: CERCAM
Product: cerebral endothelial cell adhesion molecule
Exons: 19
Coding region: 815-3139 (774 amino acids)
Source: RefSeq, a predicted model, not a curated record